Colletotrichum godetiae is the source of this 1702-nucleotide messenger RNA. RefSeq names its product DnaJ domain-containing protein. Bases 324 to 1568 code for a protein of 414 amino acids. NCBI's taxonomy places the organism in Eukaryota, Fungi, Ascomycota, Sordariomycetes, Glomerellales, Glomerellaceae. The transcript is spliced from 2 exons. Gene Ontology annotation, biological process: protein refolding. Gene Ontology annotation, molecular function: Hsp70 protein binding. Gene Ontology annotation, cellular component: cytoplasm. The record is from RefSeq and is a predicted model, not a curated record.
UCCGGAUAACAUGUCUUAUCGGACCUGCGUAGCUCCCUUCUUAACACGUUGGAACUUUACAUUUUGGGACAGCUGGUUUGCGCGCUUCCUUUGGGUCGAUUACCUAUCUUCAUAUCCUACACUUCUCUCUUUCUCUCCCCCCCCCCUUUUUUUUUUCGUAACCUGAUUCCUCCUUCGACAAGUCCCUGUCACUAUUCACUCCUUGAGGACUCGAGGAUCCCAAAAGGUCUACGACUCAACGAGGAUUUUCUUUUGCGCCCGGGCUCCGACGUUCAUCGAAAUAAAGUAUCCAAACCUCGAAGUACACCACAGGGGGACCCACGAUGUACCUCCGAGGGGCAGCAUUCGUGCUGCUGCUCCUAUGCUUCGUCCAGCUGGCCCUCUGCGCCGAGGACUACUACAACCUCUUAGGCAUUAGCAAGAAGGCCUCGGAUCGUGAGAUCAAAUCCGCCUAUCGCAAGCUGAGCAAGAAAUACCACCCCGACAAGAACCCAGGCGACGACAGCGCAAAGGAAAAAUUCGUCGAAGUCUCCGAGGCCUACGAAGCCCUCAUCGACCCCGAAUCCCGCAAAAUCUACGACCAAUACGGCCACGAAGGCCUCAAGCAGCAACAACAAAACGGCGGCGGCCACCGUCACGACCCCUUUGACGUCUUCUCCCGCUUCUUCGGCGGCGGCGGUCAUUUCGGAGGCCACGGCCAGCGCCGCGGCCAAGACGUAAACGUCCGCAUCGGCAUCUCCCUCCGCGACUUCUAUAACGGCAUCAACACGGAAUUCCAGUGGGACAAGCAGCAUAUUUGCGAAGACUGCGACGGCACGGGCUCCUCGGACGGCAAAGUAGACACCUGCGGCGUCUGCGGCGGCCGCGGCGUGCGCAUCGUCAAGCACCAGCUCGCGCCGGGUAUGUACCAGCAGGUCCAGAUGCAGUGCGACGCCUGCGGCGGACGAGGGCAGGAGAUCAAGCACAAGUGCCACACAUGCGGCGGCGCGCGCGUCGUGAGGAAGCCCACAACGGUGCAACUCACCGUCGCCCGCGGCGCGGGGCGCGACAGCCAGAUCGUCUACGAGAACGAGGCGGACGCGAGCCCGGACUACGUCGCGGGCAACCUCGUCGUCACGCUCUCCGAAAAGGAGCCCGAGAUCGGACAAGAUAACCCGGACCGCGUCGACGGCACGUUCUUCCGGCGCAAGGACAACGAUCUCUACUGGACCGAGGUGCUCUCGUUGCGCGAGGCGUGGAUGGGCGACUGGACGCGCAACGUAACGCACCUCGACGGCCACGUCGUGCGGCUCUCACGCGAUCGGGGCGCCGUCGUGCAGCCUGGUCACGUUGAGACUGUGAAGAGUGAGGGCAUGCCCAUUUUCCACGAGGAUGGGGAUAGCGUGUACCACAAGACGGAGUUUGGCAACCUGUACGUCGACUACGUUGUCGUGCUGCCCGAUCAGAUGGAGAGCGGCAUGGAAAAGGAGUUUUGGAGCGUCUUCCAAAAGUGGCGGGGCAAGGUCGGCGUCGAUUUGCACAAGGACAGCGGGCGGCCAGAGAAGCCUCCGGUGCACGACGAAUUAUGAUGAAAAAGAAAAAGAGAGAAUAUGAUGCCCCUGUAGAUGAAUUCUGUGAGAGAUUAGAGAAUAGACGGCCACAAUCAAAGUACAUAAUAAGUGCUCUCUUGUCUGCACCUUUGUUUUCGCCAACUGAAUCAAUA